Molecule: messenger RNA, 2422 nt
Organism: Darwinula stevensoni
Lineage: Eukaryota; Metazoa; Arthropoda; Ostracoda; Podocopida; Darwinulidae
Source: the annotation of a GenBank genome assembly
AUGCAGGAAACGGGCCCUGAAGACGGCGAAAAACGGUCGCAGACCUGCAGGUCCAAGCUCCUGCAUUUCCGAACGCUGCUCGUCGCGAUCGGGGUCGUGGUCGUCGCGGGACUCGCCCUCGUCAUCUACUUCACUGCCUUCGACGACGAGGAGGGAUCGGGGAAUCUGCCGAGAAGACUCCGGAAACUCGAGUUCGACGACUAUCUCCUCAAUAAAUUCGGCGCUCCUUCCUUUUCUUCCAAUGCUUCCUGGAUUUCAGACUCGGAACUGGUGUAUCGAAAUGCAGAAGAAGACCUGGCCAUCAUGCAGGAAACGGGCCCUGAAGACGGCGAAAAACGGUCGCAGACCUGCAGGUCCAAGCUCCUGCAUUUCCGAACGCUGCUCGUCGCGAUCGGGGUCGUGGUCGUCGCGGGACUCGCCCUCGUCAUCUACUUCACUGCCUUCGACGACGAGGAGGGAUCGGGGAAUCUGCCGAGAAGACUCCGGAAACUCGAGUUCGACGACUAUCUCCUCAAUAAAUUCGGCGCUCCUUCCUUUUCUUCCAAUGCUUCCUGGAUUUCAGACUCGGAACUGGUGUAUCGAAAUGCAGAAGAAGACCUGAUAUACAGGCAUUCCUUCAACGCUCGGUACUCCAUUUACGACAUCGAGAGAGGGAACGUGACGAACGUGACUUUGAACGCGUCGACGAUUCCGCCCGAUUCACCGGUCUACUUUUCCCUGGCCAAAUGGGCUCCGACCGAGGACCGCCUCGUCCUCGUCUUCCGAAACGAUCUCUAUUACCGGCCCGAUCCGAGGGAAGAUCGGACCUUUCGAGUCACCAGCAACGGAGAACCGGACGCCAUCUUCAACGGCAUCGCCGACUGGGUCUACGAAGAGGAGGUUUUCGGCGACUCGAGUGCGGUGUGGUGGUCGGGAGACAGCAGCAAGUUCGCCUACCUUUCCUUCGACGACAGGAGGGUCCCCGUGAUGGAAUACGCGGUUUAUCGGCCUUACAGUGUCGAUAAUCAGUAUCCUACCACGGUCAAGCUUCACUAUCCCAAGGUGGGAACGGAGAAUCCCGUGGUGGCGCUUUGGAUGGUCGACGUGGAAUCAUCGCAAUCGAAUCCGCAUUCGAUAAUGAAGUCCACCAUCCUUCUCUCCUCCGUCUCCGAAAAUGAGGAGUAUUACGUGACAGGGAUUUCUUGGUCGGGUGGAUCUCACUUGGCCGUCAAUUUGCUCAAUCGGCACCAAAAUUACAGCAUUACAGAUUUGUGCUCCCGGCUCGAGAACAGUACUUGGGUUUGUUCUGACGCCCUGACGCGGGAAAAUAACGAAGGAUGGUUCGAGAUCCCGGCGCCCACCUUCCCUUCAUCUCUCGAUUCUUCUGCUUAUCUCAUUGUGCUUCCCGAUGAAGGCUGGAAGAGGCUCUUCAAGGUCUCUUCUUCUUCCCUUUCCGAACCUCUCACGCCAGUUGGGUUCGAAGUCAUCGAAGUCUACACAUGGGACGCUGAAAAUAACCACAUAUACAUUCGAGGCACGUAUGGAAAUGCGUCGUCAGAAAGAGGCGUGUACCGCAUCGAAGAGGACACUCUUAACAUGACCUGCUUGUCGUGUUCCUCUCCCGACGAAGACUGCUCCUUUGCAUCUGCAUACUUCAGUCAGAACACGUCCUAUUAUGCACUUCAAUGCGCCACCCCAAGGACCGUGGCGAAUCGGGUGACGAUCAAGGAGACGGAAAGUGGGAAAGUGGUGAAAGAAUGGUUUUCCAAUAGCGAUCUCGUGGAAAAUCUGAACACCCUGAACCUUCCCGUCGAGAGGAACUUGGAAGUGGAAGUGGCUGAGGGGUUCAAAGCUAAAGUUCGCCUCUUUCUCCCUCCCGAUCUCGACGAGUCCGGUUCCACUAAAUAUCCCAUGAUAGUUUUCACGUACGCAGGUCCAAAUUCCAAGCUAAUCGUGGACGGAUGGCGAGGCGUCGAUUGGGGAACUUAUCUCUCGGGGGCAGAGGGAAUCAUCUACGCCAUGAUCGACGGACGAGGAUCCGGAUUCCGCGGCGAACGACUCCUCUAUCAAUUGUAUCGUCGUCUCGGCACGGUCGAAGUCCAAGAUCAGAUCAAUGUCACGAGAACCCUGGUUCGAGAUCUUGGAUACAUCGAUGAGAAGCGAGUGGGGAUUUGGGGUUGGAGUUACGGCGGUUUUACGACUGCCAUGGCGUUGGCCAAUGAUACCGAAGGUGUCUUCAAGUGUGGCAUCUCCGUGGCUCCUGUAACUUCUUGGCUCUAUUACGGUAUUCAUCUUCUUAAUACCAGCUAUCCAGACGAAAACCAUGCUCUUGGUGGUGUGCGGCGCCACGUCUAUCAUUCCAUGCUGGAAUUCUGGAAGGUGUGCUUUGACCUCGCCUGAUUCCUGAUCCCAGUAAAAAAUAAAUAAAACUAGUAGAUGAACC